UAGAAAGAGGAGAAAAAACUAAUUAUAGCUUAGCUGGCUAAGCUAAAGCCAGGAGGGCUGGCUGAUCUUGUUGUUUGUUUCAGUGCCGCUGCCGGUUGUGGUUGUGGUUGUGGUUGUGGUUGUGGUUGUGGUGAGAUUAGAGAGAGAGAGAGAAAGAGGGAAACAGAGGGAGAUGGAAGGCGGAGGAGAAUGCAACGGUGGCGGUGAGAAGAAGCCUUCUGUUUUAAAUCGGAUAUUGCUCAAAUACCGGCCGAUUGCGCCGAAACCGUUCACCGGAGGCACAGCUUUGGAUAAGCUGCCCAAGAGAACCAAGAGAAAGUACGUUAGGACGGUCCGCAAAUAUAAAGAAGAUGAAAACGGGAAAGACCAAAUGACGGAUGAGCAGCGCGUGGAGACACUGCAGCUGUUGCCUCAGAUCAUAGAGCAGAGUUGUAGUGACCUCUCCAAGCACUGUGGGGGAUCUAGCUGUGAGGUUGAUGCUAUGAUCGUUGAAGAUAACAAUCACUGGUUGAGCUUGAAUGGAGCCGGAGAUCCGACCGCGGCGGUGGGGAAGAAGCAGGUUGUUGUUGACAGCGUGUCAGAUCCAUCGGCGGUGAUGGAUCGGGUGGGAGGAGUGGAGUCGUGGGUGACGGUGGAGUGUGUGAGAGGCACAUGCAUGAUGGCUCCGAGUUCUUCUCAAGGGUUUGGGUUUGGUCUUUCCGGGGUCAGUGCGGACGAGGAGAGAAUGAGGAGAUUGGAGAGAGACGCAUGUCCGGGGUUCAUAUCGGACGGUUGGAACAGGGUGCAGUGGCUGAACGGAGCGUUUAGGAGGAUGGUGAUGAUGACGACGCAGCAACAACCGUUACCGGAGGUAACGGUGUGGUUAUGGAUGAAUGAGGAGCUCCCGCACACGACGAACUCGGCGUUCACGUGCCAAGUGAAACUGAAAUACACGGUGGUGGAGAGUCAGAAAAAGGAGAAGAACUACCACUCGCAGUUGGUGCCUUGUGAUUUGUGGAGGAUGGACGGCGGAGGAUUUGCAUGGCGGCUCGACGUUAAAGCUGCCCUCACUCUCGGCGGUUGAACCAAACUCCGUUAUAUCCGAUCAGGUAAUAUAAAUACAUUGUAAAAGAGGAAACUCUCGACUGGUCUAGUGUCCAUUAUUGUUUACUGCUCAUUUAAGCAUCUGGCUCGUCGUUUUGACCAAAAACAUAAAACAGAGAGACAAAACCCAGCUUGUGUUGCUGUCUAGACGGCGUUAGACUGGUCAUGGUAAAUAGUAAAAGUUAAAAACCUCUUGGAAGAUAAAAAAAAAAGAAAAAGAAAGAGGUGUGACAGUUAGAUCAACCUUUCUAACUGUAGAGAUAGUUCAUGUUUAGUGACUAUAAAUAGAUCGUGAAUCGGUUAUAUUAUGGGUGUGUUUAUUAAACUUAAAUGGAGUUUAGAAGGAGUCAGAGAAAGAGUGGGGAAAGGGAGAACGGAGGUGGAGAAGAGUCACUCCUGGUAAGAUGUUUGCUACUGCUUGGAAUCGGAAUAGAAAUGCAUGGCUAUUUUUUAAUUGUUGAAAGAUGUAAGGGUGUUUUGAAUUUUGAGUGAUUAGAAAAUGUUUUCGAGGGUAUUUAUGGUAUGAAAAAUUGACUCCCGGUAAAAUUGUCUUCUCUAACUUACUACUUCCUAAGGUGUUAAAGUCUUUCACAAGCUCGUAGAUAUCAGUUGCUUAAGAUUGACGUAACUUGUGAUGUGGUUUGAAGGAUGUUUAUAGAGGAAUUUAAGUCGAAAUUGAAGUGAGGUUGUCAAACCCCUCUCACUUUUAUGGACCAAUUACUUUUCGGUAUUUUUCAAAGAAAAAUAUAGGUAAAUGAGAUAUCUUUGACAUAAACUAACCAUAGAGCAAUUAACCUGAUAUUUUCAACAAUAAGUCGUUUUCCUAA
Molecule: messenger RNA, 1910 nt
Organism: Rosa chinensis
Lineage: Eukaryota; Viridiplantae; Streptophyta; Magnoliopsida; Rosales; Rosaceae
Exons: 2
Coding region: 173-1063 (296 amino acids)
Source: RefSeq, a predicted model, not a curated record